CCCCGACUCUCCCCCCUCCGCUUCUCUCUCUUCCGCCUUUCCUUCCCUAGUCUGGCCGGCCGGACGACGCUCCUUUGGUAUCGUACUCUCCCUGGGACGGCUCGUAAUCUCCUCACUCAACCGCAAUGGGCGAAAACUGGUUCCAACGCGAGUUCCUACAGCCCCGCCGCCUCGCCUUCAAUGUCCUCUUCUACGGCGUGCAGCUCUUCCUCUUCGGUUAUGGAUGGUACAGUCAGGAAACGAACAAGAAGCUCGCCGCGCUCAAUGCGCUUACCUGGUCUGUCUGGACGUCUCGUGGUGCCGGUCUUGUUCUCGCAUUCGAUGGUGGCAUGAUCCUCGUGCCCAUGCUCAGGAACAUCAUUCGUGUCGUUCGCCCCAAACUCACCUGGCUCUUCCCCGCCGACGAGAACAUUUGGUUCCACCGGCAAGUCGCCUACUCCAUGGCGUUCUGGGCAAUGGUCCACACUACCGCUCACUACGUCAACUUCUUCAACGUUGAGCGUACCCAGGUCCGCCCGGGGCUCGCGAUCGACAUUCAUUAUCACCAAGCUGGUGGCAUUACCGGCCACUUCAUGCUGCUGAUUAUGCUCCUCAUGUACACCACGGCUCACCACAAGAUCCGCAACCAGUGCUUCGAGGCCUUCUGGUACACGCACCACCUUGCGUUCUUCUUCAUGAUCGGUCUCUACGCCCAUGCCACCGGAUGUUUCGUCCGCGACUCUCCGGACCCCGCCUACUCUCACGUGUUCCCGUUCUACACGACCGAUCACUGUCUCGGAUACGAGAGCUGGCGGUACACCAUCUGGCCCGGCAUUAUCUACUUUGGAGAGAGGGUUUACCGUGAGAUUCGGGCGAGGCGCGCAACCCGCCUCUCGAAGGUCCUUGUUCACCCGAGCGGCGCCAUGGAGCUCCGUAUCAUCAAGCCGAGCUUCAAAUACGUCGCUGGCCAGUGGUUGUUCAUCCAGGUCCCUGAGAUUUCGGGUCUGCAAUGGCACCCUUUUACCAUCACGUCGGCGCCUGAGGACCCCUACGUCUCCGUUCACAUCCGUCAGGUCGGCGACUGGACCUAUGCUUUGGGAGAACGUCUUGGUGCCGGCCCUCAGGUCGUCGCCGCGAUGACCAAGGCAGCGCUCAAGGGUGACGAGAAGGACGACCGUGUAUACGGCACGCGUGGCGACUUCGUAGAGAUCGACUCGACCGGCCGCGCGCUCCCGGGGGUUCGCAUUGAUGGCCCCUACGGCGCUCCGGCUGAGGACGUCUUCAACGUCGAGGUUGCUGUGCUCAUUGGUGCUGGUAUCGGUGUCACUCCGUUCGCGUCCAUUCUCAAGCACAUCUGGUACCGUCAGAAGAAGGGCGCGCUGGGCUCCCUCAAGCGCGUAGAAUUCUUCUGGGUCUGUCGUGACGCGCCGUCGUUCGGUUGGUUCCAGACUCUCCUCCAGGAGGUCGAGGCUGCACAGGCCGACCCCAACUUCUUGCGUAUCAAUAUCUACCUCACGCAGAAGAUCAGCGAGGACAUGCUCUGGAACAUCGCCGUCAACGACGCGGGCGCGGAGUACGACCCGCUUACGCUCCUCCGCACUCGUACUAUGUUCGGUCGCCCUGACUGGAAGGCCAUCUACGGUCGCAUGAGCCAGGCAAUCACCGCGGGCCAGUACCUCCCCGGCACCAACGCACAGCUCAAGACCAAGGUUGGGACGUACUUCUGCGGGCCCGGCGUCCUCGCGAAGGCCAUCAAGGAGGCCUGCCAGGAGUCUAACAGCGCGAACGUCGAGUUCCAGUUCGCAAAGGAACAUUUCUAAACGCCCCCGUGAUGCCAAGUCGAUCCUCCGCUCGUUCCCUCAUCCCCAUCGCUGCCCAUGCCCGAGACCCCCGCUGUACAUUACACGUCCUUCCGUCGAGAGAACGUUGCUGUGCACCUGCUUUAAUUUAAUUUCUUGAUCCUGCUGGGAGAGAACCCUUGUAAUA
Messenger RNA from Trametes versicolor FP-101664 SS1, 1965 nucleotides. Its product is annotated as NADPH oxidase isoform 1. The transcript is spliced from 8 exons. Gene Ontology annotation, biological process: superoxide anion generation; defense response. Gene Ontology annotation, cellular component: plasma membrane; NADPH oxidase complex. NCBI's taxonomy places the organism in Eukaryota, Fungi, Basidiomycota, Agaricomycetes, Polyporales, Polyporaceae. The record is from RefSeq and is a predicted model, not a curated record. Gene Ontology annotation, molecular function: superoxide-generating NAD(P)H oxidase activity. Bases 126 to 1799 code for a protein of 557 amino acids.